AUGAACUUGGAAACUUCUCUUCAGGGAAUCGAGGAGCAACAAGAAAAUGAUACCGGGCUGCUCUCUUAUGGAUCUUUUCUCUGUAACGCUAGCCCAAAUUAUUCUCACGAACCAUCUAUCUUACAACAAUCUCCAUUCACUGAGGCAGAAGCUGUUCAAGUCCCCUUGAGCUCCGACUGGUCCCGUUUCGGCCAUCCGGGCAACUAUGCCGACACGGCUAGUAACGCGCAGAACUUCCCAAACGGGGAAUGCUUUGGGCCGCCCUUGUUGAACCAGCCCACGCUUUAUCAGGAUUAUUAUAGCGCAAGUAGCAUGAGCCCAGAUCCAGACGUCGACGAAUAUCAACCCGGGAUCGUAAGCAGCUGUCAGGGACAACCAUUUAAGGAAAGCGAUCGGGAAUACAAGCAUGAUCGCCAACGCCCCGACCUGGGACCAAAUCGUCAACGUAUUCAAUGCGAAUACCCUAACUGCGGGCUCUAUUAUGCGGAUCGGAGCUCUCUACUCAAACAUCGGAAAAAUAAACACCUCUCAACGUCCAUGUACUGGGCCGCCUGCAAGUAUCCAGGGUGCCAAAGUCAGCUCCGGGGGGGCACGGAGCAACUAGCCUGGAGCAAUCUUCAAACACAUCAAAGGCAAGCUUGCAAGCAGGGGACUCACGAACCGUGGAUUUUACAUAUACCUAAAGAGUUCAGGAGGGAAAUCAGAUCCAUUCCGCGCCUUCAAAACGAGUCAGUUGCCUAUAGUGUCGAGGGCUAUCAUAAACAUUGA
This is a messenger RNA of Orbilia oligospora ATCC 24927, 768 nucleotides long. RefSeq lists its product as uncharacterized. Lineage: Eukaryota; Fungi; Ascomycota; Orbiliomycetes; Orbiliales; Orbiliaceae. Bases 1 to 768 code for a protein of 255 amino acids. The record is from RefSeq and is a predicted model, not a curated record. The transcript is spliced from 2 exons.